AUGCCUAGCUCAUCAAAGGAAGGCGGGUCUCCCGAAAUAAAGACCUUUGAUUCCUCUGUAAAACUUUCGGAAAUAACUGAAAAAUCUACACCAGUUUUCCCAUUAGACUCCACUUUAAAGAGAAGGACCCAUUUCACUAAAUUCGUAGACUCCUUUAGAAGAGCAGAAGACAAACAUGCAGAUUCAGACUUAGAAGAUGGUUCCAAAUCUAUAACAUCAGACGACGAUCACAUGAAAAAGGCCAUGAAAUCAAGGCAUGUCAUUAUGAUGACCCUUGGUACAGGUAUUGGUACAGGUCUUUUAGUUGCAAACGGGAAAGGUUUAGCAUUGGCAGGUCCAGCACCUUUAGUACUUGGUUAUGGGUUAGUUUCAUUUGUCACAUACUUCAUGAUUCAAGCAGCAGGUGAAAUGGCUGUCACAUAUCCUACAAUGCCUGCAAGUUUUAAUACAUACGCUUCUAUUUUCGUCUCUAAACCUUUUGGGUUUGCUACUGUGUGGCUAUUCUGUAUCCAAUGGUUAACAGUUUUACCUUUAGAAUUAAUUACCGCUUCAAUGACCAUUAAGUAUUGGAAUGAUACAAUAAAUCCAGAUGUAUUCAUUGUCAUAUUCUACGUCUUUUUACUAUUCAUCCAUUUCUUUGGUGUCAAAGCUUACGGUGAGACCGAAUUUAUCUUUAAUAGUUGUAAGAUUCUAAUGAUCGCAGGUUUCAUCAUCCUUUCUAUCGUCAUUAAUUGUGGUGGUGCCGGUAGAGACGGUUAUAUUGGUAAUAAAUAUUGGAUAAAUCCUGGUGCGUUCGCUUCAGAGAGCCCAGCUGCAAGAUUCAAAGGUGUUGCAUACAUCUUAGUUACUGGUUAUUUCUCUUACGGUGGUACUGAAUUGUUUUCCUUGUCUGUCAAUGAACAAAAGAACCCAAGAAAAUCCACCCCUGCUGCUGCCAAACAAAGUAUCUACCGUAUCCUUAUAAUUUACUUACUAACGAUGAUUCUAAUUGGGUUCAACGUUCCUCAUGAUAGUGAUCAAUUGAUGGGUGCUGGAGGCUCUGCAACUCAUGCUUCUCCAUACGUCCUUGCUGCAUCUUUACAUGGUGUGAAGGUUGUUCCACAUUUCAUCAAUGCCGUCAUUUUAAUUUCUGUUGUUUCCGUUGCAAACUCUGCAUUAUAUGCCUCACCUAGAUUAAUGCGUUCUUUAGCAGAACAAGGUUAUGCUCCUAAAUGGUUUAAUUACGUCGAUAGAGAAGGGAGACCAUUACGUGCAUUAUGUAUAUGUGGUCUAUUUGGUGUCAUCGGUUUCGUUGCAUGUUCACCACAAGAAGAACAAGCUUUCACAUGGUUAGCUGCCAUUGCUGGGUUAAGUGAAUUAUUUACAUGGUCUUCUAUUUUCAUAUCUCAUAUACGAUUCAGAAUGGCUAUGAAAGUUCAAGGUAAAUCAUUAGAAGAAUUAGGAUACAGGGCAACAACAGGUAUCUGGGGGUCCGUUUAUAGUGUUUUCUUCAAUAUGCUAGUGUUCAUUGCUCAAUUCUGGGUGGCUUUAUCUCCACCAAAAAGUAAUGGUAAAUAUGAUGCAGAAGGAUUUUUCGAAAGUUAUUUGGCUGCUCCAUUAUGGUUAGUAUUCUAUUUCGGAUAUAUGAUAUAUUCGAGAGAUUUUACGUUCUUAACACCUCUGGAUAAGAUUGAUUUGGAUUUCCAUAGACGCAUAUAUGAUCCUGAAUUAUUAAGACAAGAAGACGCGGAAACUAAAGAAAGGCUAAGAAAUUCCGGCUGGUUGGCUAGACUACGUAGUUUCUGGUGCUAG
Naumovozyma dairenensis CBS 421 is the source of this 1791-nucleotide messenger RNA. It is a transcript of the gene BAP2, whose product is annotated as branched-chain amino acid permease BAP2. The record is from RefSeq and is a predicted model, not a curated record. The transcript has a single exon. The coding region runs from base 1 to 1791 and encodes 596 amino acids. Gene Ontology annotation, biological process: amino acid transmembrane transport. NCBI's taxonomy places the organism in Eukaryota, Fungi, Ascomycota, Saccharomycetes, Saccharomycetales, Saccharomycetaceae. Gene Ontology annotation, molecular function: amino acid transmembrane transporter activity. Gene Ontology annotation, cellular component: membrane.